Messenger RNA from Somion occarium, 884 nucleotides. Lineage: Eukaryota; Fungi; Basidiomycota; Agaricomycetes; Polyporales; Cerrenaceae. The record is from the annotation of a GenBank genome assembly.
GAUCAAGCGGUUGUUUCGUGAGGUGCAGCACACCAUACGGGCUGGCCAACCCCCCAAAAUCUUGACCCCGGAGGAGCAAGAGAAGAUGAGGACAGCGUGUCGGCUCGCACGCGAAGUGCUUGACACUGCUGCAUCUCACAUACGACCCGGAAUCACCACCGAUGAGAUCGAUGAAGUUGUGCACAACGCUACCAUCGAGCGCAACGCUUAUCCCUCCACACUGAAUUAUAGAAACUUCCCCAAGUCGGUCUGCACUUCUGUCAACGAAGUUAUUUGUCACGGUAUCCCAGAUCAAAGGAAGUUGCAGGAGGGAGAUAUCAUUAACAUUGACGUGACACUGUAUUACGAUGGGUUCCACGGCGAUCUGAAUGCAACAUACCCUGUGGGUCGCAUAGACGAGGAGUCCACCAACCUCAUACGUACAGCUCAUGAAUGUCUGCGAAACGCAAUCCACCUUUGUAAACCCGGAGCCCUUUUCCGAGAUUUGGGCAAGGUCAUCGAGCCACACGCAAGACAAGAAGGUUGCGCCACUGUGCGACAAUAUUGCGGCCAUGGCAUCAAUGACCUCUUCCAUUGUGCUCCGAAUGUUCCACAUUACUCGAAGAAUCGAGCGAUUGGUACUAUGAAGCCGGGCAUGACAUUCACGAUAGAGCCUAUGAUCAACUUUGGACACAAUUGGGACGUAGCACAUUGGCCUGACGAUUGGACAGCAGUCACGGUAGACGGUAAACGGAGCGCUCAGUUUGAGGAAACUCUACUGAUCACCGAAACCGGCUACGAGGUUCUGACUGCGGCCAAGGGGACGGACAGAUUUAAAUAUUAAGUAUUAAAGUACAAGCUCGAGUACUUUUUGACGUACACUAGUGUCUCCAGAGAAUACCGUC